CAGCAGCUAAACAGUACAGCAGCUAAAUGCCUUUGCUCAAUAAGACUAAUAUUUGGGUUGCAUAGAAUCUCGUGAAGUCCAUGCUUUCCAGGGUGGGAAACUGAUUGCUGCAGUAUUUUUUUCAAUGACAAGGUGGCCACAGAAUCAUUUUCAAUGAUCAAAGUCAGCAACCUUUGUGCCUUAAUAUGUUUCAAUCUGGUGGUGUUUUGUCUUUCAAAAGGAGAAGUUCUUCAAAGUAAUGAUGGAUUUUUGGUUCCAUCAGAGGAUGGCAGCGAUGAACAACAAUGUUCCUGUUGGGAAAAAUGUGAUUUUGAAAGUGAUCUGUGCAGUAUGAUAAACAGUGGAAAGUUACUCACUGGAUGGAUCAGGAGAAAUGGAAUGAACAUCACAGGAUCUCCUCUCUCUGACCAUAAUGGGAACAACACAGCCUAUUUCCUCACAUUGUCCUCUGAACUGGUCCCAUAUCCUGCAGUUGUAAGGAGCAGAGUACUCUUUGUGGCUGGUAACCAGCUCACCUGCCAGGUUUCAUUUUACUAUUGGAUGGGUGAGCUAAAUGGAACUCUCACCGUGGGUCUCCAGACUUGCUCCAAUAGUACUCUAAAGACUAUAUGGCAAGAAAGGGAAGGAAUCAGAAGUCAGUGGCAAAAAGCUGUGAUCACAAUCAACAAUACUCUGAAUGAUGCUGAGGUUGUAUUUCAAGGACGAAUAUUUGAACCUUGGACACCAGGUGAAACCAUUGCUAUUGAUGAUAUCUCUGUCAGCAAAGGAUGUUUUCUAACUUCUGUAGAUAAGACUUCCUUGUGUAAGGAAAGAAGCCAUGCUUGUAAUGAGACCCAUAUUCCAGAUCAAGAGCUCUGCAGUAAUGCAUCUAAGAUCUCCUCCAGUGCUCCUAACAGAGGAUUCUGUCUUCAGCAGGUCGGCAAUUUUAAGAUUCAAGUGUGUGACUGGAAUUCAAAUAUAUCGGAACAUGUUUCCUGGAUGCUUAUGAAAGAAUUACAUGAACCUGAUUUUAAAUCUGUUCUUCUGAAAGACAGAAGCAAUGACACCAAUGACUGCUGUAAGUGGGUGCAAGAUAAUGACAACACAAAAAGUGCUUUAUACAAAAUCAUGUCCCUGAAUGGCUCAAUGUGUUACUGCUUUGGUGAGAAAUGUAACUUUUCAUUUUCUUACUUCUUGAGGGACAGCAGCGUUCUCAAAGCAGUACUUUAUACUAAUCAGGAUGAACAACUCGUUCUGUGGAAAGCCAGUGUACCAACCAACAAUGACUGGGUGAAAGUGGAAAUACAAAUACCAACAGGAUCAGAAAAAAUAAAGCUUCUGUUGGAAGGAGCAGUUGAAAGCAAGACAAGCUCUGUUUGUCUGGACAACUACCAUUUUGUGGAUAAGGCAAUAUCAGAAUUGCCCAGCAUUCAUUCUCCUGAAGAAUUUGCCUGUGCUAGUGGCCAACACAUUGACAACAACUUGGUCUGUGAUUACCAUUUAGACUGUUUGGAUGGAAGUGAUGAAAAUCCAGCAGCUUGUGCAAAUUACACCCUGUGUGACUUUGAAUAUGACCUUUGUGACUGGAAGACACUAAGCACUAAGGAUAUACCAUGGAACAGAAUGAAAGGACAAGAUUCUAGUGAUUCUGGCCUUCCUACCCGAGAUCACACAACUAACAGUGGGAAAGGAACAUUUGUUUAUGUGGCUGGCUCACCAGAGGCAAAGACCAAGCUGGUCGUUUCUCACUUCAGCAGUCCAGUCUUUACAAAACUGUCUAGUGAUGUUGUAUUUUGUCAGAUGAGAUUUUGGUAUCAGUUGUCUCAGGAUUCCCAGCUGAAUGUCUUUAUUAAAGCUCCUGUUGAUGGAGAUUUGCGAAACUUAUAUAAACAGAAACUUUCCAAGAAUACGAUGCAGUGGACAAAGGCAAAUAUUCUUAUAACAAACACAACUGGAAAAGUCACAGGACCUUUUCAGAUCAUUAUACAAGCCACGAUUCAGUCAACAAAGGGUUUUGUUGCUGUGGAUGACAUCAGUCUUACAAAGGCAUGUGAGACUAAUUAUACAGCACUCUCAAGUAUCUCUGAAGACGGGGAGGCAAAGUUGGAAGCCUCUGGUUCUUCGUUUCUUUAUUGCCCACCUGGAUCAUUGCCAUGUGAAGAUGGAAACUGUGUUUCAUCGGACAAGUUUUGUGAUUUCACACCUGAUUGCCCAGAUGGCAGUGAUGAAGCCAUGUGCCCUGCAAAAUGUGACUUUGAAACAGACAGCUGUGGCUGGUGGGAAGCAGCUGGUGCAGAUGCGUUUGACUGGAUAAGGAGCUCUAGAAGUGGUCUACUCCCUGCUUUCCAGAAGCAAGCUCCCCCACGAGAUCACACAUAUAACCAAUCUGAAGGUCAUUUUAUGUUCAUUUGGAGAAACAGCAGCAAUAUUUUACAGAUUGCACAGCUACAAAGCCCAAAAUUCCGCCAGGCAGGAUCAGGCUGCACAAUGACCUUCUGGUAUUACAACUAUGGUCUGUCAGUUGGAGCUGCACAAAUGCAAUUGCUUGUUGAUGGAGUAAAAUAUCCUACAGUUCUCUGGAGGAUAUACUACAAUCAAGGAGAUCAGUGGUUAAAGGCUUUCAUUCAGCUUGGACGCGUCCCACAGCCCUUCCAAUUAUCACUAGAUAAAGUCAGCCUUGGAUUUUAUGAUGGUGUCGCAGCAAUUGAUGAUAUAACAUUUGAGAAUUGUGCAUUGCCACCUCCAACAUUAAAUUGUGAAGGCCCUGGUCGUUUCUGGUGCCGAGACUCAAAGGCUUGCAUUGACAGGUUGUUAUUGUGUGAUCUUGUUGAUGACUGUGGAGAUGGAUCUGAUGAGGGCAACUGCGCGCCUGAACUGCAGUGCAACUUUGAAUUAGGACUCUGCAACUGGGAGCAAGACGUAGAUGAUAACUUCAACUGGACGAGAAAACAAGGCCCAACUUCCAAACUUAAUGCAGGACCGUUGAAGGAUCACACUUUGGGCACAGCCAAAGGGCACUACCUUUACAUAGAUUCUUCAGAACCACAGAUGUUUCAAGACAGAGCUGCUUUGCUAAGCCCAAUUUUUAAUUCUACCUCUGCACAAGGCAACAAAAGCUGCAUUUUUCGUUUCCAUUAUCAUAUGUUUGGAAAGCACAUUUACAGGCUGGCAGUUUCCCAGAGAACUGUGAGCAAUACAAGGGGACAUCUGCUGUGGCACACAUUUGGUAAUCAAGGUGACAGAUGGAUAAGGAAAAUCCUCUACAUUAGGAGUUCAGAGCCAUUUCAGAUCUUGGUAGAGGGUACUGUUGGGGAUGGCUUCACUGGAGACAUUGGAAUUGAUGACCUCUCUUUUAUGGACUGUGUACUUUACAGUGGAAGUUUGCCAGCUGAUUCAACAACCCCAUCAGGAACAUCCAUUCCUGUGACACUUCCUAUGAACAACUGUACAGAAAAGGAAUUCAUCUGCAGAGCUACUGGCCAAUGCAUCAAUAUUACCCAGAGGUGUGAUUUCCGACCUGACUGCUCUGAUAAAUCUGAUGAGUCAUCUUGUGUCUCAGUUGUUUGUGACUUUGAUGAUGGAAGCCUAUGUGAGUGGCAUCAGCCUGCAUUCCAAGUGGAAACAGCAGCUUCAGUCCAUACUGCUAAUAUGUUCCAGUGGGGCCUUGGAAGAGGAGCAAGCAUUCAUCCUGGUGAAGAGAAUCAUAGGCCAUUGGUUGAUCAAACUAUGGCUACUAAGGAAGGCUGGUAUCUCUAUGCAGACAGUUCAAAUGGAGCUUUUGGACAUACUGCUGACCUGAGCACACCAGUAAUUUCUCAGACUGGACCCAAGUGCAAGCUUGUGUUUUGGAACUAUAUGAAUGGGGCAACAGUGGGUUCUUUGAAGGUGCUCAGCAAAAUGGGAAACACAACUUCUGAACUUUGGGCUCAAAGUGGUCCCCAGGGUCCCCAAUGGAACAGAGCUGAAGUGUUUUUGGGUGUGCGCUCUUAUUUUCAGGUUCUUUUCAAAGCAAAGCGGGGCAUCAGUUAUGUGGGAGAUGUGGCAGUGGACGAUGUUUCUUUUGAGGACUGUUCUCCUUUGCUGAUACCGCACAAACACUGUACUUCAGCAGAAUUUACCUGUGCCAACAAAUACUGCAUCCCAAAGGAUAAUCUUUGUGAUUUUGUGAAUGACUGCGCAGAUAACUCAGAUGAGAGCCAAAACAUUUGCAGUAUGUCCAUCGGGCGCUGUGAUUUUGAAUUUGAUCUUUGUGACUGGAAACAAGAUCAGAAUGAUGACUUUGAUUGGAAUCUCAGAACUGGAGGCAUCCCAAAGGCAGGCAUGGGGCCAAUUGCUGAUCAUACCUUGCAAGAACCAUCUGGUCAUUACAUCUUUAUAAAAAGCUCCUUUCCUCAGUUGCCUGGGCAAGUAGCCAGAAUCUCUAGUGUGGCAAUAAACAGAAGGAGCAAAAAUUGCAAGAUAAUAUUUUAUUACCACAUGUAUGGAGUCAAAAUUGGAUCACUAACUGUCUAUCAAGUGACAGUGUCAAAUCCCCCUCAAGUGAUCUUCAGUCUCUCUGAAGAUCAGGGAAAUUUCUGGAAAAGAAAAGAGUUGCUGCUGGAUGCUAGUGAGGACUUCUGGAUAACCUUUGAAGGACGGGUUGGACCAGUUCACUGGAGAUAUAUAGCCCUCGAUGACAUUGUGUUUUCAAAGGAAUGUUUACCAUCAUCAGCAUUACUAGAUAAACCUACAGAACUACCUUCAACAGGAUCUUGCUCACAGGGUUAUUUGGAAUGUCUAAAUGGGAAGUGUUACAGACCAGAACAAAGCUGCAAUUUUGAGGAUGACUGUGGGGAUAUGACUGAUGAAAGAGAGUGCGGGACCUCCUGCACUUUUGAAAAUGAUUUAUGUGGCUGGCAGAAUUCCCUAGCUGAUAACUUUGAUUGGGUGAUGGGAACUGGCUCCCUUCAAAGCCUCAGACCUUCCAAGGACCACACUCUUGGAAGUGGAAAAGGACAAUUUCUGUAUCUUGAAGCUACUUCAACAGGCGUCAAAGGGGAAAAGGCACAUCUGAAGAGCUCCAGGUGGAAAGAAUCUAGCACCACUUGCACAUUGAGUUUCUGGUAUUACAUAUCUUCAAAAGCAACAGGACACAUCCAGGUUCUCAUUAAGACUGACAGUAGCCUUUUAAAGAUGUGGAGCCAUUCUGGAGAAAAUGAAAAUGAUGGUGGCCAAUGGAGGAGAGCAGAAAUACUCUUGGGAAAGCUGAGGAACUUUGAAGUCAUAUUUGAGGGCAUUCGAGCCAAAUAUCUUGGAGGCGGAGCAGCAAUCGAUGACAUUGAAUACAAGAACUGCAGCACAAUUGGAGAAGAUUCUGGGGUGUGCCCUACUGUUACUGACUUUGUGUGCUGGAACAAGAAGUGCAUUGAAUUUCACCUUGUCUGUGACUAUAAGGCUGACUGCGGAGACUGGUCAGAUGAAGCUGAUUGCAGCCAAUAUACCACUAUCCCAGGAAGCUGUAACUUUGAGACGCAAGGUCAAGACUGGACUGCUGUGUGCGGAUUGACACAGGACUCUGAUGAUGAAUUCGACUGGCGUAUUGGCAAUAGGGCUGUCAUAGAACAAGGAGGCCCGGACUCGGAUCACACACCAGGUAAUGGACGUAAUUUUUUAUAUGUCAAUUCAUCUGCUCAACAAGAAUGGGACAAAGCAAGAAUAGUUACUGCCAGAUACUUCCCAGCCAGCCAGGGUAUAUGCAGACUCCGCUUCUGGUUUUGGACAUGUAACUCCCCCCAAAUUGGAGUGUUAAAGGUUUACACUGUUGAAGAAUUUGGAAUGGAUAUUUUGAUGUGGUCAGCAACUGGAAAUAAAAGUAGUGCAUGGACAUAUGCAAAUGUGAUCCUUUCCACCAGCAGCCCUUUCAAAGUGGCAUUUGAAGCAGUGGCUGGAGCAAAUGAGCUCAUAGAAUUUGCCAUCGAUGACAUUUCUUUCACGCCAGAAUGUGCAUUCGGAGGACCUGUUUCACCACAACCUCCAACCUGUGGUAGUGACAAAUUCACUUGCAUAUACACGAAGCAGUGUGUGCCUUUCUUUGCAAAAUGCAAUGGAGUAGACGACUGUGAAGAUGGGACAGAUGAAAUGGCCUGCCCUACUGUGAAACCUACCACAGAUUCUCCAAGGCUUUGCAAGGAAACUGAGUUCCAGUGUGAUAACCAGUCAUGUAUCCCAUCACUCUUGAGAUGUGACGGCGUGGCUGAUUGCAGAUUCAAUGAAGAUGAAGAUGAUUGUCCCAUUAAAGAUUGCUUCAAUGGGUCUUUAUUGUGCCCAUCAACUAAUUCCUGCAUUCCAGUUUCUCAGCGCUGUGAUGGUAUUGUAGACUGCAUUGAUUUUGCUCCUGAUGAAUCAAGCUGUUCAGAGUGUCCAAUGGCAUACUGCAAAAAUGGAGGAACAUGCAAGAAAGAAGUUGUGCCCAUCUGCCAAUGUAGAAAAGAAUGGAGAGGAAACCGUUGCCACUUAAAAGCUAAUCCUUCCUUGAUGCCAUCUUCUGGUUCUCUACAAAAUGAUACUUGGACUGUGCUGGGUGCUGGAUUAGCUUUCCUGUUGAUUGAAAUUGCAGUUGCCAUUUCAUGCAUCCUUUCAAAGAGGAAAUUGCCAAGAAUGAAACCUGAGGAGUCCCUCAAUACUUCAUUUGACAAUCCACUUUAUGAAGCUCAAAGCAUAAAGUCUACAGAGUAUGCUGCCUCACUGGGAGUUCAGAUCAGUGUUUCUCCAUGGCAGGCACAGCAGGAGCUUUCUCACAGUAAUGACAUCAUGGCCGAUUCCUUUGCCAACCCUUUGUAUGGCACAACCUCAACUUUAUAUGGCACAACGACAGGAAAUACGAAAACGCUGUGAGAUGUCACUGAAAAUGGGAAUAAAACAAGACAGAUAUUUUAUGCAACUUCAUCUGGCAUAAUGUUUUCCUGCUUCUAAAAUUGAAUCAAAUAAUAGCAUAGCAUUAGUAACUUGAAUGGAAGUGGAAUGAUUUCCAUACAAGAAUAAUUACGUCCUCCAGAUCACACUUCAUUCAAAAUAGCAUCCACCCACAUGGGAAAGCAAAGCCUUACGUGAUAUUUAUGCUGGCAAAGAACAGUCUUGGUAAGUUUAGUUUUGAAUUCACUACAUGGUUGAACAGUUCAAAUUCCAGUGUAUUAAUAAAGAAA
Hemicordylus capensis (graceful crag lizard) is the source of this 7160-nucleotide messenger RNA. It is a transcript of the gene MALRD1, whose product is annotated as MAM and LDL receptor class A domain containing 1. The transcript has 43 exons. The coding region runs from base 154 to 6852 and encodes 2232 amino acids. Gene Ontology annotation, biological process: nervous system development. NCBI's taxonomy places the organism in Eukaryota, Metazoa, Chordata, Lepidosauria, Squamata, Cordylidae. The record is from RefSeq and is a predicted model, not a curated record. Gene Ontology annotation, cellular component: membrane. Gene Ontology annotation, molecular function: protein binding.